Strongyloides ratti is the source of this 435-nucleotide messenger RNA. Its product is annotated as Transmembrane protein 256. Bases 1 to 435 code for a protein of 144 amino acids. NCBI's taxonomy places the organism in Eukaryota, Metazoa, Nematoda, Chromadorea, Rhabditida, Strongyloididae. The record is from RefSeq and is a predicted model, not a curated record. The transcript is spliced from 3 exons.
AUGAAAUAUUAUUUGCAACAAACAAUUGAUUACAUAACGGCAGUUUCAAAUUACAUACCAUCUAUUUUUAAAGAAUUACCCAAAAAAAAGGAAAGUAUUUCUAAUUUUAGUAAUCAAGGAACAAUUAUACCAAUGACAUCACCUUUUGUAAGGCUUGCAGGUUUAUCUGGUGCUGCUGCAAUUGUUUUAGCUGCAUAUGGAUCGCAUUCUUUAAUAAAAGAAGAAUACGAAGUUUCAGAAAUUCAUUCAGUAGCACUUCUAUUUUCAACACAAUCUCGCUAUCCAAUUGUAACAGGAGCUCUAUUCGCUGCAGGAAUUGUUACGUUCUGUGGAUCAUGUUAUUACAUUGCUAUUAAAGACGAUAGAAGACUCGCUCCAGUUACGCCAUAUGGAGGACUUUGUUUUAUAUUGGCUUGGUUAUCAUUCGUGUUGUAA